Molecule: messenger RNA, 2250 nt
Organism: Alternaria incomplexa
Lineage: Eukaryota; Fungi; Ascomycota; Dothideomycetes; Pleosporales; Pleosporaceae
Exons: 2
Coding region: 1-2250 (749 amino acids)
Source: RefSeq, a predicted model, not a curated record
AUGGCGUCCCAUGGCAAGGUCAUGGACCUCUUCGACGAGCGCUAUCUCGAGUUACAAGAUGUUGUUGGCAACGUCGACCCGCUACCCACUCUAGUACCUUAUGAGCAGUACAAGGCUCACGCCAUCGCCUACCGAAUGGACACGAACCAUGACAUUUUCUUCGCGCUUCUCCAGGACUUCACGGAGCGCAAGGCAUUGGAGACGGGCAAGGAGCUGUGGACGUGGUGUGUGCAGUGGGAAGUCAGUCAGACAGCGGAUCGCCAGUCCCUCGCGGCAUCGCAAUCAGCAAAGAGGCCUCGCCUUGACUUGGACCCGCCGAACACCCCUACCGCGCAGAGACCGGCCAGCAACGCGCCUCCGAUGACUCUGCAUGCUCGUUGUAUAGAUCCCGAUCUCUUGCACGAGGAGGACAUGUUGCGCAUUCUGGUCGAUAUCGUGCAGGUCGACAGCACAGUGGUGCCCAACUUCAUCGAAUUCCUUUACAGGUGGAUCGACUUUUACGAAGGAGACGGAAAGGCUCUGAAGGCGGCUCUACAUGGCGAGAUUCCAAGCUUGUGGGACUUUGAAUAUCAUCCAUUUCUUGUCACUCAGGAAGCCAAAAAGGAAAUUAAUCAAGCAAGAGGUGUCGCCCAAGACAGCGGGAAGGACGGACAAGGCGGUGACACAACCACCCAGAUGCGACAAAAGCCCGACCUAGCGGCACUCGAACGCAAGACAGAAGAAAGCGAACGUCUGAAGUACCGCGAAGUACACUUCGGCAUCCAGCCCCCAAAGCUAGACGAGCCUCUGCCACCUCUCAUCAACGUCCCUCGAGACCAGUACAAGCGAGCCAAGUAUUACGAAGCUUGUUUCAAAUCGCGACAACGCGCGUUCUUCUUACUCGUAGAAGCAGGAGUCACCGCCCAGAACAUGCGAGACUACCACAGAGAUCAGACAAUGAGCCUGCAGGAGACGCCAACGCUCGUGGACGCAGGCGGCCUCAAGAACUACGAGAAGGACGCAAAACUUGCGCAGGCUUUCAAGUCGCUCAAGGAGCGACAUAGGGCGAAGCAAUUGGAAAUUUCCAUCAGCAACAAAUUGGCGGACGAGGCUCAGUUUGCUGCGCGCAGUGCUCCUCCCCGAAGUCCAUCGGGUGUCCCUCUUAUCCCUACCACGACUAUUCACGCCCAUCGCCCGGAUGUGACUGACGGUAUAUUGCGCAAGAUCCAGCAGACCAAAGAUGAGGAACUCCAAAGGAUCAACAUCGUUCCUACACCGCUUGUGGGCAAGAUGAAGAGUACGCUGUUCCGAGGUGCAAGAGACAAAGCGGGUUUGCAAGCGAUGUUCGCGCGUAGUAGUUUCCCAUCGAUCCCACGUUCUUCAGGCAACUUUGAUGGCGGUAGGUUGAACAACAACAAUCACGGCGAUGGGAGUACCGAUGAAGAUUCAGACGACGGCAUGACCACCUCUCCCUUUACUACAUCUCAUCGCGGUAUUCCCGUUCAAAUCUAUAUGCCCAAGAUCGUCAUACCCGCAAACACCAUCGGUCCCGGCGGACUGAAGCUAGGCGACAACGGAGUAGCCGAGACCGACGCCUUCCUCCUUGGAUACACACAUCCUAAGAGCGGGAAGAUCACCCUCAAUCGCGCAGUCUUUCUUCCCUUGGGCGUGUGGGCCAACGCGCAAGACAGAGUGCGAAAAGGUCACUAUCAGGUACUGGAGAGCUAUGCAGCACCGGAUAGAAGACCUUCAAUAGCGCAUCGCGCUGCCUAUGAAAAGGUGAAGCAAGCUUAUGAGAUGAUGAUCAUGGAAUCUCCAGUAGCGAGGGAGCGAGAAUUGACAAAGAGGUGGAGGGCCAGUAGGGGAAGGAUGACGGCGACUCAGAGGGGUGCCGUGUGGGAAGGCUGGGCUGUGGAGGUUGACAGAGAGAUCGCUCUGGGUAAAGAGGACAGAAAGGGUGCUUUUGUGCAGAAUGCGCUGGUUGACGGUGUGGAUGAGAAUAGUGAUGAGGCUAGGAGGAGGAGAGAGAUUGAGGAGUUGCUUGAGACGGAUGAGGCGUGGGACUAUGAGGAAGACGAGAACGACGAUGACGAGGACGGAGUUGAGCAGGAUUACGGAGAUGAAAUGGAGGAAGGGGAUGAUGAUGAUGAUGAUGAUGAUGAUGAUGAUGAUGAGGGGGAUAGCGAUGGCGAUGGUGAUGAUGAUGAUCAAGAAGAAGAAGAAAAUGAGGCGGAGGAUGGUGAGGAUGAGGAUGUGUAUAUGGACGGCUAG